AUUACCAUGUCGAGAAGAGUGGCCAUGAUCCGUUUGAGGAGUCUGUGGAAGAGAUAAAGCCAUUCAUGGAGGAAGAGAAGCGGCAGAAGUUGGCUGAGCUCCGGGAAAAGAUAGCUGCAAAGCGCAGCGUGAAGGCCCAACAAGAAGCCGUAGAAGCACGUGCGAAUGAAGCUAUUCGUUUCAAGUCUGGCAAGGUGAGUCUAGUCGCGUACUGGGUGAAAUUUGUGUUUUAGAAG
Messenger RNA from Suillus plorans, 236 nucleotides. RefSeq lists its product as uncharacterized. NCBI's taxonomy places the organism in Eukaryota, Fungi, Basidiomycota, Agaricomycetes, Boletales, Suillaceae. The transcript has 3 exons. The coding region runs from base 66 to 233 and encodes 55 amino acids. The record is from RefSeq and is a predicted model, not a curated record.